Cyphellophora europaea CBS 101466 is the source of this 1662-nucleotide messenger RNA. RefSeq lists its product as uncharacterized. The coding region runs from base 1 to 1662 and encodes 553 amino acids. The record is from RefSeq and is a predicted model, not a curated record. The transcript has a single exon. NCBI's taxonomy places the organism in Eukaryota, Fungi, Ascomycota, Eurotiomycetes, Chaetothyriales, Cyphellophoraceae.
AUGGCGAAGGUAUCGGAUUUCUCAGAUUUAGUCAUCAUCAGUCACAACCCUGGAAACAGCACACGAGCUGCCAGCCUCGAGCGCGCAAGGGCGCUGGCAUAUGCAGCAAGAAUUUCGAGUCCUGCUCGUAAGAAGAAAAAAGCACUGUCCAUGACGAGAUUAGAGCAGCGUCAACAAGCAAAAGAAGCUCGCAACACCUCCAGCCAAGAGAAUGUGGCAACAUUGCAGCUCCUUGGAUCACGAGCAACGUUGCUGACCACACUUUUAAAGCAAGGAAAUAGCGACCCCUUUAACAGCAUGCCAGUGCAGAUUACACCCUCUAUUGGCAGUACGCUCUCGUUCUGGAACUCUAGAAUGCCCGUAUACUGCAGCGAAGGCCGAAGGGUUGUUAACGAGAAGCAAUUCAAUACGGACAUCGUCAAUCUGCACAACGAAGCGUGUUGUAGUGCAUUUUUAUUUCUGUGCGCGACUUUGAUGUCGGCCCAGAAUCCCCAGCAAGCAGAUCUAGUCCACAACAGCCUACGAUUGAAGAACCAGGCCCUGCAAACAUUGCGCACAGAAAUUGCUCGUAACAAAGCUGAGAAAUCGGCAUUUGCGCUUCGGGCCAUAGUCUACCUGUUUGAAGCGACUAUAAUGACAGCCGAAGUCAGCGAAGCGAAGAUCCACGGUGCGUAUGUGGUCGAAGCGCUUCGCCAAAUCGAGGCGAAGAAGCGCCCAAAGGACUACGACAAGCUGUUGAUGCUCGUACGCAUGUACUAUUUGGAUGCCCAAUCAGCACUGGGAUACAUGCGCCGUAUGACUCUAAAUCCGAACGACAUGGUGUCGCUGUUCCAGAAGUCCCUCGAGCCUAUACAGCAGUGGGUCGAUACUCAAGACCCUAGCCUGUUUGCCGGCAUUACAGACGCUGUCUUGUUCAGCAGAAACAUCACUGCAAUGUUCAGACAAAUGCGCGUCAACAUAAUGCUUCAACACAGUACUCCGGAGGAACUUGAAUUAUACUAUCCUGCCUUAGUGUGCCAGUAUCCAGUACCGCACCAUCUCCUAUUAGUGGGCCAUGCUCUCGAGCACAUCGACCGCUUAGCCAACUGGCUCGCAGCUCACCCAGCCGAGACUUCUGACACAUAUACAGCCAUACACUCCCAGUACCGCACAGAAAUCGUGUUGUCACUGGCUCUCCUAGUGUAUCUGAGCCGAUCGGUCCACUCCACUGAAGUCCUCGGCGAGUGGACACUCGCUUCUGGACUGCUGAGCAAGCUAAUGUAUUGGCUUGCGGAUGAGAGCCAGCCAGAUGGCCUGGCACGGCUGAUUCCUCCGAAAGCCCAGGUCUGGGCAUUGUACGUGGGAUCUUGUUGGGAGCUGAGUCAUCGCACACCGGUACGUGUUGCUUGCAAAGCAUCGUUCUUGGCGUUGUUGAAGAAGCGGGCGGCGGCUUUGCAGCUGUCCGCGUGGCAAGAGGUCAACGCUGUGCUCGCCGAGUUUCUCAACAUGGAUUCCAUGCUUCCUAAUGGUGCUGAAUGGUUUGAGUCUCUGAUGCGCGACGAUGAUGCUGUCUUUGAGCGGGCUGAGUUUCGGUCUGGUGCGGUAUGCCACCAGAGCUGGUGUGGUAAGAUGCACCGAGUUUUGUCUUUGCCUGACGAAGACAAUGUUCCUGAUGGUGGCUGA